Dromiciops gliroides (monito del monte) is the source of this 1231-nucleotide messenger RNA. RefSeq names its product tetratricopeptide repeat protein 1-like. The transcript has a single exon. Gene Ontology annotation, molecular function: protein binding. The coding region runs from base 30 to 914 and encodes 294 amino acids. Lineage: Eukaryota; Metazoa; Chordata; Mammalia; Microbiotheria; Microbiotheriidae. The record is from RefSeq and is a predicted model, not a curated record.
CAGGCCUCUGUUCCUAUCUUUAUCCCCCCAUGGAAGUCAACAUGGGGGAGAAAGCAGAAGAUUCUAAGCCUCCGGAGGACUUGUUCAAUGGUUUAAAGGUUACUGAUCCCCAGGAAUCAGAGUGUGCUAGCCCCUUGGUGUCUAGUUUAAAAGAUGAGUAUAUUCACAGCAAAGUACUAAAGGAUGUUCAGGACCAGGGAGAAGAUGAGUGUUUUCGUGACUGUAUUGACUCAUUUGAAGACAAGGAGGAUCCAAGUGUGGAAGAAUCAAAAGACAAACUGGAUGAUGAUGUGAAUCCCUCAGAACUAGAGGAAGAAUAUCUACUGAGUUUGGAAAAAGAUAUGCCAGAUGAUGAAAAACAGAAAAGAAGAGAAGAGAGCACAAGACUAAAGGAAGAAGGGAAUGAACAGUUUAAGAAAGGAGAAUAUGUAGAAGCAGAAAGUUCUUACAGCCGAGCUCUUCAGACUUGCCCUGCCUGCUAUCAAAAAGACAGAUCGGUUCUAUUUUCAAACCGAGCUGCUGCAAGGAUGAAACAGGACAAGAAAGAUGCUGCUAUCAAUGACUGCAGCAAAGCAAUUGAAUUAAAUCCCAGUUAUAUCAGAGCAAUAUUGAGGAGAGCAGAAUUAUAUGAGAAAACUGACAAGCUAGAUGAAGCCCUGGAAGAUUAUAAAUCUGUUCUAGAAAAAGAUCCAUCAAUAUACCAAGCAGGAGAGGCUUGCAUGAGAUUACCUAAGCAAAUUGAAGAACGGAAUGAAAAACUAAAGGCAGAGAUGUUAGGUAAAUUAAAAGAUCUUGGGAACUUGGUUCUCCGACCUUUUGGACUAUCCACAGAAAACUUCCAGAUCAAGCAAGAUUCUUCAACUGGUUCCUACUCUAUUAAUUUUGUUCAAAAUCCAAAUAACAACAACAGAUAACAUAAGAUAACCAUAGUAACUCCCUUAAAAGUUGGCUUGGAAAUUGUGUGCAGCUUGUAUUUAGAAAGGGAAAAGGCACUGUCAGUGUUUUAACUUGUAAAAGCAUCUACCUAAAGGAAAAGCUAUUCAACAGAGCACAGUACUUCUUUUCCCCUUUUGUUUUACUGUCGGAGUGAAAUACAAUUACUGAUGCGAUGGGCCUAAUUUUAUCUCCAGUUUAUGGUGUACAGCUACUACCCUUGGUGCCCUCUGCAUGUCAAAUUUGUCCUGUUCCCUAAGGAAGCCUGCAAAAAAGCAAGGCUGACCCCUGAACAGCA